Carlito syrichta (Philippine tarsier) is the source of this 1851-nucleotide messenger RNA. It is a transcript of the gene IFT46, whose product is annotated as intraflagellar transport 46. Gene Ontology annotation, cellular component: motile cilium; intraciliary transport particle B; centrosome. Bases 436 to 1500 code for a protein of 354 amino acids. Gene Ontology annotation, biological process: intraciliary transport; cilium assembly. The record is from RefSeq and is a predicted model, not a curated record. The transcript is spliced from 13 exons. Lineage: Eukaryota; Metazoa; Chordata; Mammalia; Primates; Tarsiidae.
AGACAAACGGGCGACUUGGUCGCCUAGAGAGGCUCGAGAGCGUCCCUGGAUCUUCUUCCUGCGCGUAGAGGUCCUUCGCGGCAAGAGGCGGAACGUGCGAGUGAGUGGAAGUGGUCUCACGAGAGUGAAGGCAAAUCUCGCGAUUUUUUUUUUUUUUUUUUUUUUUUUUUGCCUAGCGACUGACAACAAGACAGUUGCGCCCGGUGGAAUCCCUGAAGUGGCCUGGCCUGACUUUGGAGUGAGACCUCAGCCCUAGGCUGGGGUUCUUUCCAUUUAGAGGAGACGGAUUCAGAGGGGCUACAGACCAAGAUUGUUGAAAACCAGACGUAUGAUGAGCGGCUAGAGAUUGAUGACCCUGAAGAGGUUGCAUGUAUUUAUACUCCAACCCCAAGACGUCCAGGACCUCCUCGUUCUGCCUGUCUUCCUCACAAGACUAUGGCUGAUAACAGCAGUGAUGAAUUUGAAGAGGAACAUAACAAGGUGCUAAGGGAAGGCAUGCCACAGGCUCCGGGCCACAGAGACAAAGACCUGGACCCCAUCCCACCUGCCCCUGCAAGUCUCAGCCACCACCAGAUCCCUUGUCAUGGAUUUGAGAGGGUGGGAUGGUACCUAGAGAGCCAGAAGCUCAGAAAGGAGAAGAAGAAACCCUCGCAGUUGACACCUCAGUGGGGCUUUAGUGAAAAUGAUGACGAUGAUGACGACGAUGAUGACUCAUCUGAGACUGAUUCUGAUGAGGAUGAUGAUGAUGAGCAUGGAUCCCCGCUGCAAGGAGCCUAUGAUCCUGCAGAUUAUGAGCAUUUGCCAGUUUCUGCUGAGAUUAAGGAACUCUUCCAGUACAUCAGUAGGUACACACCUCAGAUGAUUGACCUGGACCACAAACUGAAGCCUUUUAUUCCUGACUUCAUCCCAGCUGUUGGAGAUAUUGAUGCAUUCUUAAAGGUCCCACAUCCUGAUGGAAAACCUGACAACCUUGGCCUGUUGGUAUUGGAUGAACCUUCUGCAAAGCAGUCGGACCCUACAGUGCUCUCACUCUGGUUAACAGAGAAUUCCAAGCAGCACAAUGUCACGCAACAUAUGAAAGUAAAGAGCCUGGAAGAUGCAGAAAAGAAUCCCAAAGCUAUUGACACAUGGAUUGAGAGCAUCUCUGAGUUACACCGUUCCAAGCCUCCUGCGACUGUACACUACACUAGGCCCAUGCCUGACAUUGACAUGCUGAUGCAGGAAUGGUCCCCAGAGUUUGAAGAGCUUUUGGGCAAGGUGAGCCUGCCCACGGCGGAGAUUGAUUGCAGCCUGGCAGAAUAUAUUGACAUGAUCUGUGCCAUCCUGGACAUCCCUGUCUACAAGAGUCGGAUCCAGUCCCUCCACCUGCUCUUUUCCCUCUACUCAGAGUUCAAGAACUCACAGCAUUUUAAAGCUCUCGCUGAAGGCAAGAAAGCUUUCACCCCUCCAUCCAACUCUGCCUCCCAGGCUGGAGACGCAGAGACAUUGAUCUUCCACUGAGACACCUCUCAAGUGCUGUGUCAAGGCUGAGCUGGCUUCCCUACCCUAGCCGAGACGGAGAGAUUGUUAUCAGCCACCUGGUGUUUGCCUGGGCCACAGCGUGUCUCAAGGGCAGCGCGUGUCCUGCGAUCCUCUCUGCCAGAAAGCACUGCACAUGUUGGUUAAACAGCCCUGCCCAUUUGCCUUCUAGGAGUUAUACAUCUACACCACUGUGGGGACUUGAGUUAGCACAACUGGAAUUGCUGAGCACCCUUGCUUGGGUUGGGAAGAAAGCUUUAAAAAUGUCCUUUUUAGGAGAUAGAUGGAAUUAUUUUCUUUCUCUUAAAGUUGGUGGACAAGGAUUUUACAAAU